Messenger RNA from Lolium rigidum, 1064 nucleotides. Its product is annotated as putative B3 domain-containing protein Os03g0621600. The record is from RefSeq and is a predicted model, not a curated record. The transcript has 5 exons. Gene Ontology annotation, molecular function: DNA binding. Bases 1 to 1032 code for a protein of 343 amino acids. Lineage: Eukaryota; Viridiplantae; Streptophyta; Magnoliopsida; Poales; Poaceae.
AUGGACAUUGACAUGGGCGGCUUUAACCACCCAGUCUGCGUCUGCUGCGGAGAAGGAGACGGCCGCGAGAUGGACGAGGACGGAGCUUGCGAGGAUUGCGCGACGCAGCGGCGGUACUUGUAUGCUACCAAGCGGUUCUUCAUCGUGGCUACCGACGAUUUCAGAGACAACUUGCGCAUACAACAGGGGCUUGGAAGCUGUCUUAGAAAUAUGAUCUCUCUGUCUGAGCCUGUCAACCUAGAACCUCCCAAUGGCUCCGUAUAUCCUAUCCAAGCUAAAGGGGAGUUUGGCGAUAUAGUUUUUAGGAAUGGAUGGAAGGAGUUUGUGAGUGGAAAUCACAUAGAAGAAAAUGACUCCAUUCUCUUUGUGUACCGUGGGAAUUCUAGAUUCAAGGUUCAUGUGUUCGAUUCAUCCGGUCAUGAGAAGUCUUCAUGUUCACCUUGUUCUCAAACUGUUGGUCCACCCCCAUCUCAGAAUACUGACUUGUCCAGUUCUGAUGAUGAUGACAUCAUGAGAGAAAGCGCGAGAGAAUCAGGAUAUGGAGCUCGCAAGCCGCAUAAUCAGGAAUCUAUGAAGCUUGGAGUCAGUUCUAAUCCUUUGUCGAGCAACCUACGGGAGCCUUUCCAACGACCCUACAUUCUAGCCCGCCACACAACUCUACCGAUGCAAGUAAAGAAGAAAGUUGAGGAGAAAGUCCAAGCAAUUGGGUCUGAACUUCCUAUUUUUGUGAAAGAGAUGACCACUACAAAUAUUGAUGGCGGUGGCCACAGCCUAGGUGAACUGAUGUUCGGCAUGGUGUAUGCUUCCGCUUGUCUCCCGGACAAGACACAUCCUCUCGUGCUUCAGCUGGAGGGCAAGAAGGAGCAGUGGCACGGCACGUUGUGCGUUGGGUGUCGCAACCAGAGGCGGGUUUACGAUGGCUGGAAGGAGUUCGUCAGGGACAACCAGCUGAAGCCGGGAGACAUCUGCCUAUUCGAGGUGUCAAGCAGGGACAGCACGAGCCUCACGAUGACGGUCCAUCUUGUCCGCUGAGUCGCAAGUGAAGCCGCCAUAGCUCUUGAUCC